This is a messenger RNA of Carya illinoinensis, 3369 nucleotides long. Its product is annotated as putative receptor-like protein kinase At3g47110. The coding region runs from base 123 to 3206 and encodes 1027 amino acids. Gene Ontology annotation, cellular component: plasma membrane. Gene Ontology annotation, molecular function: ATP binding; protein kinase activity; protein binding. Lineage: Eukaryota; Viridiplantae; Streptophyta; Magnoliopsida; Fagales; Juglandaceae. The transcript has 2 exons. The record is from RefSeq and is a predicted model, not a curated record. Gene Ontology annotation, biological process: protein phosphorylation.
AAAAAGUCUUGAAAUCGUGCCACAACAGGGGGAUUGUUAUAAAUACGUAUCUUUUUGUGCUCAUAUAUAAUGACAUCGAUACUCCUCCCUUUCAUCCGGUUCAAAAAUAGAAACCAAGAGACAUGAGUUUUCUUUCCCAUCUAAUGCCUCAGGCCACCUUAUUAUUUGUCCCUGCAACGUACUUGAUCAUAUGCAUGUUUCUUGGAGUAGAGUCUGCCACUUUGAGUCUUGUUACAGAUAAGGAAGCUUUGAUCUCAUUCAAGUCUGUAAUAAGUGAAGAUCCUUCAAACCACCUCUCCUCUUGGGACAAAGACACAUCCCCAUGCAAUUGGACUGGAGUUGUCUGCAACAAGUCUGGCCAGAGAGUGGUUGGCCUUGAUCUUUCUGGUUCUAGACUUGUAGGGUCAAUUAGCCCUCAUAUUGGCAAUCUCUCCUUCAUCCAGUCCCUUCAACUCCAAGAUAACCAACUUACAGGGAUGCUUCCUGAUCAGAUUGGCAAUCUCUUUCGUUUGGAAGUUCUGAACAUCAGCUUUAACAACAGAAUAGAAGGUGUGCUCCCCUCAAAUAUAAGCCAAUGGACUCAGCUCAAGAUCCUGGACUUGACUGAAAACAAUAUUGAAGGAAGAAUUCCUGAAGAGCUUAGCUACUUGAGGAAGCUCGAAGUCUUGAAGUUGGGGAAAAACCAACUUUCUGGUGCAAUUCCGCCUUCAAUAGGUAACCUUUCCUCACUCUUCAACCUAAAUUUAGGAACCAACAAUCUCAGUGGCAUAAUACCUAGUGAAUUGGGAAGCCUUCAAAAUUUGAAGGAACUUGAUCUCGCCAUCAACAAUUUGUCUGGAAUCAUUCCUCCAUCACUAUACAACAUAUCCUCCCUAGUUUCCUUCAUCGUAGCUUCAAACCAAUUAUGGGGUGAAAUUCCGGGAGAUGUUGGGAUUAAGCUCCCAAAUCUUUUAGAUUUCAAUUUUUGCAUCAAUAAAUUCACCGGAAAGAUUCCAUGGUCUUUGCACAAUCUCACAAAAAUACAGAACAUCCGCAUGGCGCACAACCUUCUCGAAGGAACAAUACCACCAGGACUUGAAAAUCUCCCAGCUCUUCGAAUGUAUAAUAUUGGUUUCAAUAGGAUUAAAUUGGGGAAAGAUGGCCUCAAAUUCAUUGCUUCUUUCACAAAUAGCACUUUCCUUAACUUCCUUGCAAUUGAUGGCAACCAUUUUGAGGGCGAGAUUCCAGAAUCAAUAGGCAAUCUUUCUAAAGUUCUGUCGAAGUUAUACAUGGGAGGGAAUCGUAUUUAUGGUAACAUUCCCACGUCCAUCACUCGUCUUACCGGCCUGAACUUACUAAACUUAACCGACAAUUUGAUUUCAGGUGAAAUCCCACCUGAAAUAGGCCUAUUAGAGGAACUGAAGGAGUUGGGUUUGGCCAAAAAUCAAUUUUCUGGCAGCAUUCCAGAUUCCUUAGGUGAUCUCCAAAAGUUAAAUCAUAUUGAUUUAUCUGGAAAUAGUUUGCAGGGCAAAAUCCCAAAAACUUUUGGGAAUUUCAAGAGUCUUCUUUCCAUGGAUUUAUCCAAUAACAAGUUAAACGGCAGCAUAUCUAUUGAGACUCUGAGUCUCCCACGUCUGAACUCUGUUUUGAAUCUGUCUAAGAAUUUUCUAAGCGGGCCCCUGCCUCAAGAAAUUUCUCGUCUACAAAGUGUUGCUACCAUUGAUGUCUCUGACAACAAUUUGUCCGGUAAUAUCCCCAGCUCAAUCAGUGGAUGCAAGAGCUUGGAGAAAUUGUUCAUGGCCAGGAAUAUGCUUUCAGGACCGAUACCGAAUACCAUAAAUGAUUUGAAAGGUCUGGACACUCUAGAUCUCUCCUCCAAUCAACUUUCUGGCCCCAUUCCUGCUGAACUCCAAGAGCUACAAGCCCUUCAGUCCUUGAACCUAUCUUUCAACAAUUUGGAAGGGGAAGUUCCAAGCGAAGGAGUUUUUAAAAAUCUCUCUCAAGUCCAUUUGGAAGGCAAUCCAAAGCUUUGUCCGCAGUUUGGUUGUGCAGGGCGCGGAAGAAAGAUUGCCAAAGUUCUUGUCAUCGCAAUUAUCCCAGUAUCAUUGUUCAUAUGCAUUAUACUUGUCAUAUUGUUCUACUUCUACAUAAAGAAAAGUAAAUCAAAAGUCACAAAAACUUCUGAUGUGCAAAAUCAUCAACAUCAACUGGUCUCGUACAAUGAACUCCGGUUGGCGACCGGAAACUUCAACCAAGAAAACUUUAUUGGGAAAGGGGGCUACGGAUCAGUGUACAAAGGCUACCUAAGCCAACGAACUCUCGUUGCAAUCAAGGUCCUUGAUAGUGAGAGGAAGAGCUCUUGGAAGAGUUUUUUGGCAGAGUGCGAAGCUUUGAGGAAUGUUAGGCAUCGAAAUCUUGUUCGGCUGAUCACAUCCUGCUCUAGCAUAGACUUCAAGAACAUGGAAUUUCUGGCUUUGGUGUAUGAAUUUCUGGGUAAUGGCAGCUUAGAAGACUGGCUUAAGGGGAAGAAGAAACAUGCAAAUGGGGAUGCGUUGAACGUCGUGGAGAGGUUGAAUGUAGCCGUUGACAUAGCAUAUGCGUUGGAUUAUUUGCACCAUGACUGUGCAGUUCCGGUGGUGCAUUGUGAUUUGAAGCCCAGCAACAUUCUUUUAAGUGAAGACAUGACUGCAAAGGUAGGAGAUUUCGGGCUGGCCACUUUGCUGAUGGAAAGAACCGGCAAUCAAACAUAUAUUAGCUCUACAAAUGUUCUUAAGGGAUCCAUAGGAUACAUACCUCCAGAGUAUGGUUUCGGAGAAAAGCCGUCAACUUCUGGGGAUGUAUACAGCUUUGGGAUAAUGCUGCUUGAGCUCUUCACUGGAAAGAGCCCUACACAUGAAAGCUUCAUGGGAGGCCUAAACUUAACCAGAUGGGUGCAGGAAAGUUUUCCCGUCAACGUGGAACAAGUACUCGACCCAGAGCUGUUAUCAAUGAUGAGUGAGCUCUACCAUGAUGACCAAUCCAUCAGCCCAGAUAAUCAACAUGAAUGCUUGGUCGCAAUCCUUGGGGUUGGGCUAUCUUGCACCGUAGAAUCUCGUGAUGGUCGCAUCAGUAUUAGAGAUGCUCUGCACAAACUAAGAUCUGCAAGGGACACCCUUCUUAAACCAGGACCAAUUGAAAAAAUCGAAAGCACUGAUCACGGGCCGGAAGCAUCAGAGAGUAGACUGUAGUGAUUAUGUGAAAAUUUCAAGUUUGUAAACUUAAAGAGCGUCUAUGUGAUAAUUUCACGUCCUUGAGCACCUCAUGCAAGCUCCCUCUGUAAUUUUUUUCUUUUCUUUUAGUACUGGAUUGUAGUUUCUGUUUUGAUUUAAUGUAAGUCUCAUUAUUUACCUC